Molecule: messenger RNA, 1174 nt
Organism: Fonticula alba
Lineage: Eukaryota; Rotosphaerida; Fonticulaceae
Product: 60S ribosomal protein L10-A
Exons: 3
Coding region: 67-720 (217 amino acids)
Biological process (GO): ribosomal large subunit assembly; translation
Cellular component (GO): cytosolic large ribosomal subunit; ribosome
Molecular function (GO): structural constituent of ribosome
Source: RefSeq, a predicted model, not a curated record
UUUAGACCUCUCUCCGUGACUCGUUUGCUUUUUUGGUUUAAACAAGUCUGAAGAAGGGUAGUAAAAAUGGCUCGCCGUCCCGCCCGCUGCUACCGCUACUGCAAGAACAAGCCUUACCCCAAGUCUCGCUACAACCGUGGUGUCCCCGACCCCAAGAUCCGCAUUUUCGAUCUUGGCCGUAAGCGCGCCCACGUCGAUGACUUCCCCCUUUGCAUCCACAUGAUCUCUGGUGAGUACCAGCAGCUCUCUUCCGAGGCUAUUGAGGCUGCCCGUGUUUGCGCCAACAAGUACCUCUCCAAGACCGGUGGUCGUGACUCUUUCCACAUGCGUAUUCGCAUCCACCCCUUCCACGUCAUCCGCAUCAACAAGAUGCUUUCCUGCGCCGGUGCUGAUCGUCUUCAGACCGGUAUGCGUGGUGCCUACGGUAAGCCCGCCGGUACCGUUGCCCGUGUCAACAUCGGCCAGAUCCUCCUGUCCGUCCGUUGCCGUGACAACAACCGUGCCAACGCCAUCGAGGCCCUCCGCCGCGCCAAGUACAAGUUCCCUGGCCGCAAGACCAUCGUCGUUUCUAACAAGUGGGGCUUCACCAACCUCACCCGUGACGAGUACCUCGAGAAGCGCGCCAACAACCAGGCCAUCCCUGACGGCUGCUACGUCAAGUACAUCAACAACCGCGGUACCCUCGAGAAGUACUUCGACACCGUCCAGACCCACUUCUAAGCAGUUGUGGAGCCCUGGUCGGCCGGUGUGCUCGAUUGAGGGCGUGCGCAUAGGGACCCCCCCCGUUCCGCCGCCUCUCCCCUUUGUCUCGCUGCCCUGGCAGACCGGGGGGGGGCUGGCCACCCGUGCGGGUGUGUCCAUGUGUUGUACUCCUGUGCUUGUGUCCUCUCUCUCCCUCUCUCGUUCCCCCGGCGUGCGCGUGUGUGCCUGUCCCCCGUGUUGUGCACCGAGGCGGCCGCUGUUGCUCUGCUCUCCUCCCCCCUCCCGUGUAGUUGCCGCAGUUGUUGCCGCCUGAGAGCGCGCGAAAUGAUUUCCUCUCUCUCUCCUCCCUCCCUUGUUGUGUUGUGUGUGUGUGUGCACACCUCGAGCGCGUGCUCGGCUGCCCCCGUGCUGCUCCGUGUGAACGAGGCUACACACACCCUGUGUGUGCCCCGAAUUAGACGAACCACUCGCC